AUGAUAUCCAGGGACUAUGGUAAACAUUUUGCUCAAGAAAAGGAUAGUGAACGAGGAGCCCGAAGCCCCUGUCGGCCUCUCGAGCGCCCGCGCUCCCUGCCGUUAAAUAGCGGGUCCCGGGGCGCGGUCCUCCGGCCCCCGGCGCCCCUCCGCCCUCACCGAAGGGCGCAGGGGUCGAGCGCCCCGCGGCUCCACUGCCCGCGGCGCCGCCGGGUUGGAAGGUGCGCGGAGGGGCGGUCACCGGACGCGCCCACUCCACCCGCGACCCUCAGCCUCCGAGGCUCCCCGCGCCGCCACCCUCCCUCACCCCGCAGUGAGGGGCCGGCCAGGGAGUUACCCGCCGAGGCCCGGGCGCAGGGACCGCCGAGGCGCGCCGGGCUCCGCCGCUCUCUCCAGCCGGCUGCAGCCUCUCCGCGGCGCCGGCAGCAUCGAGCCGCCGAAGCCCGCGGCCGGCGGAAACCGGAGGAAGGUGGCGCGGGUUGGGGGCGGCGCGGGCACGAGUCCGUGUCCCUGGACCUGGAGGGCGAGCAGGGGAGGGCGCAGCGCCGCCCGGAGUCCAGGCGCCCGCGGGCCCGUGCGCUGUCCUCCACGCCCGCGCCCGGAUCCCCGGCGACUGCGCCGAGCGCCUUCCGAGCCGCAGGAAGCUCCUCCUGCUCGGUGGCGGGCGCCAGAUGCGCGGGGGCCGCGGCCGCCCCCAAGGUCGCCGAGGAAGGUGCAAUGCGGCGGGAGACUGGGGCCUCCGUCCCCGGGGCGGCGAGGCAGGAGCGCAGGCGAGCCCCUACCUUUCGGGCCGGGCGGACAGGAGCCGCGCGCCCUUACCGGGCGUCCCGGACAGGAAAAUCACCGCGAAGGGAGGGCCGGGGAAGCGGCGGGCGGCUUCAGGACAAGAAGACAGUUUGGCCUCAAGCCAAGCAAGCAGCAAAGAAGACAUGGACUGAAAAGACAUGAGAUGUCUUAGCUGACUCCUAGUUAUUCUGAUCAAUCAAAGAGCAGCCUUUCUGGUUGCUGAGCUGCUCCCUGCUCAGAGCCCCGAAUGGUAGGGCUUCUUUCUCAUGGAGUUGUAGGCGGGCAGUGUGCAAACUGCUGCAUCUUGGAGCAACUUGCUCAGAGCUCUUAUUACUCUUGAGAAGUGUUAGAAGCCUGGAUGACUGUUACAGAUGAUGGACCACCUCCCAGGAGAGAAGAGAGAUGUCCCAUUCUCCCCAUUUGUCUGUGGAAAUGUUCUCAUAAGUUCUACUCGAGUCCCAUGACUGCUAACACCUUUGUUUCUCAUGUUAGCUGGUUUACAGAGCUGAACUUAGAUUAUUUCACUCAUGGGAGUGUUUUUACAGGAUGGAUCCGUAAAAGUGGAAUUGCAAGGCAAAUUCCCUCCUUUAUAUUUUCAUGGUCAGAAAUUUAAAAAAAAACAAAACUUUUCCACAGCUUUCCUAAAGCAGAGUGCAAGGUGAAGUCAUUACAUUGAUCUGUGAAUGGUACAAAGGCUUCUGUAUGUUUCCCAAAUUUCAGCCUACUAUGAAUGCAUUUAUCUUCCAAACCAGCAAUUCCAUGUUUUAAGGCUUCAUCCUAGAGAAACAAUCUCACAUAAACAUGAAAAUAUAUAUAAGGAUGGUCACAGUGGCAUUUCUUGUAAUCUUUAAAAGCAGGAAAACAGUGCCUAGUAGUAGAGUGACUGAUUAAAUUAUGGUAUAGCCUACUAAUGAAGGCAGCUACUGCAAAACUAUCAUAUUUACACACACAAGUGUGAUGACAGCUACAGUAUACGGUCUUUAGAAGUUUUACGUUCAAAAAACAUAUACUGUGUGAUUCAUUUAUAUCAAGUGGAAAAAUAAAGAAUUAUUGAUAUGUGUAUACGUAUUUGUGAAUACAUAGGACAAGCUCCUGUAGGCUAUACACUAAAGGGUUAGAGAAUUCUCCUAGAGAGUGGAAUUACAAGAGCAGAGAGACAAAGUAAGGGAGGAUUUAUGUUUUUUAUUCUAAAUCUUGAUAACUUGAACUUUUUAUCAUGUACAUUAAUAACUUUUGUGAUUUUUUUUUAAAAGAUGCAAAGAUUUUUUUUUUAACAAAUGUAUUUUUAUGUAUUUGGGAAAAGAGUAAAAAAAUCUAAAUGAAAGCACAUCAGGGUUUAGGCACAAAUUUGAGCUAACUUGGCAAUUCCGUACCUGUGUGCUCUUUAUCCAAUACAAUGCAUUUUCCCCCCAAUCAAUAGAGAUCAAUAAAGAAAUAUCAGGUAAAAACAAGACAAAACAAAACCCUUAGGGCCACAUUGGAAGAACAAGAAAACCUAUAUAAAUCUCCAUUUUAUU
Messenger RNA from Manis pentadactyla (Chinese pangolin), 2303 nucleotides. Its product is annotated as putative HTLV-1-related endogenous sequence. NCBI's taxonomy places the organism in Eukaryota, Metazoa, Chordata, Mammalia, Pholidota, Manidae. The transcript has 3 exons. Bases 1 to 948 code for a protein of 315 amino acids. The record is from RefSeq and is a predicted model, not a curated record.